Messenger RNA from Halichondria panicea, 5351 nucleotides. Its product is annotated as E3 ubiquitin-protein ligase listerin-like. The coding region runs from base 109 to 5235 and encodes 1708 amino acids. The transcript is spliced from 31 exons. Gene Ontology annotation, molecular function: ribosomal large subunit binding; ubiquitin protein ligase activity; zinc ion binding. Gene Ontology annotation, cellular component: RQC complex; cytosol. NCBI's taxonomy places the organism in Eukaryota, Metazoa, Porifera, Demospongiae, Suberitida, Halichondriidae. Gene Ontology annotation, biological process: rescue of stalled cytosolic ribosome; ribosome-associated ubiquitin-dependent protein catabolic process. The record is from RefSeq and is a predicted model, not a curated record.
UAAUUGUGUCUGGAAAAGGGUCGACAAUUACACCACAAAGCUGUACCUUGCCUCAUGGAAGUGAUUUCUAUAUUCUAUAGAGCUAGCUAGAGGACAACUGGAACAGCUAUGCCGAAGAAAGGGAAGAAGGGAACUGAACAGAGAGUGAAAGGAAAUGUCAAGACUGCUAGCAGUGGUCGGAUGUCCGAACUCCUCGGCUCAGAGGGCGUGGGGUUCAUUGGGUUCGACAGCGUCUCGGGUGGUCUCAGUGGCAGCAACUGGGCCGAAAGUAUCGACGGUGGCGGGAGGAUAGAGGAUCUCCCGGUGGCUGGCUCUGGGUCAAGUUUCCAUGUGGCAAUGAAACAACUGGGCAAGAGGGAUCCAACCACAAAACUAAAGGCUUUGCAGGAGUUCUCUCUGCUGUGUGGACGAGAGGAGACACAGAACAUACUGGCUGUGCUGCACGUGUGGUCACUCAUGUACAACAAACUGAGCACGGACAACGACCAUCGCGUGAGAGAGGCUAGCCACAAAGCCCUGAGGGCCUGUGCCGAGAAACUCAAGAGCAGCCUGGCCCCCCAACUACGGAGCAUUAUCGGGUGUUGGGUGUCGGGAAUGUGUGACCCACACGGACCAGCUGCCUCUGCGGCAAAGCUGGCCUUUGAUGCCGCCUUCACUAGUAAGAAACAGAGGGAGGUACUCGAGUUUGGAUCCAGGGCUGUAGUCAAGCAUGCUGAAGAUCUGAUUUUACAUGAAACUCCUGACACCUUCAGUGACCCAAAGGUGGUGCCGGCUGAUGAGAGGCAACAAAGGUACGAAAGAGCUCUGAUGAUGGGCGUGGCAGGCCUGGCCCUCCUCUUGCAUCAAGUAUCUCCAGAUCACCUGACAAAGUCGACGGAGGUCUACCAGACACUGCUCUCUGAGAAGAGGCUGUGGAAACUAGCCAGACACAAAAACCCAUCGGUGAGAGCCUCUGUGUUUAUGUUAGUGACUGCCCUGUGUGAGAGGGCUCCAGAGUUUGUGGCUGACAACAUGAAGCCACUCUGCUCUGCAGUGCUGGGCUCGCUAGGAGAGGAUGACCCUGUCGUUAUUGGCCCGUUAUGGGAGGCAUGUCUCACCCUCAUCACUAAGACAGAGAACUGGAGCGAUCAUGUCAAUUUGCAGAAGGGGUUGCUUCCUGGGCUGUGGUCCUUCCUCAAGUCUGGGGGUCACGGCUCAGCCAAAAUCACCUACCCCUGUCUCCUACCACUGCUCAGUAUACUCACAGACAAGGUGUUUUCCAAUGACGCUGACUUUGCAAUACUUUUCCUGGAGCGGCUGGGGGCUGGUCUCCAUGGUGACCGUGUUCGUAUGUCACGACUGGACAGUGAGGUGGUGAUGAGAACAUACAGAGAGUGUGUCAUGUACCUCAUGACAAGGUUCCAGCCAGUGGAGACCCUCUGUCCUGUCUUUAGUCAGAUGAAGGAUCUCUUUCUGUACAGUCUGUCCAAGUCUUGUCCCCUCGUCCAGAGUGAGGUGGUCUCCUCGUCCCUCGUACACUUACUCUCCUCACUCCUCGGGACAAUGGAACAAAACCACACCCACUUGGGGACGGAGUAUCGAAACCACCCCCUCUUGAGUUGCCUAGAGGGCCUCAGGGUAGACCUGGAGGAGGCUCUUACAAGCUACAUAACAGAGACAACUGAUCAAAAGCCUCUAUUCCCUCGGCUGGAAGGACUGCUCUCCAGUUUUCACUCACUCCCCAAGCCAAAGAAAGUCAAAGGGGGCUCGGUACGAUUUUCUGACCAACCCCCAGACAACACUAACGAUACUACAGAUGGCCAAGACACUGAAGAUCAUGUGACCUCUCCCAUCAAACUACCAGACAAUCACAUGACAAUGCCCGCUAGUCACAUGACCACUGACAAAGGGACCCUCCUGAGAGACUAUGUGUCCCCAGUGGUGUGCUCCCUGUGUGCUGGGUGUGUCGUGAGGCUGUCUACUGUAGUGGAUCUGGAAAUGAGCGGAUUAUUAUUGAAGCUGCUCCGACUCUAUUGUGUCGACUCAGCAUUCUCCAUGGACGUCUUGAGUGUGCUCAAACCCAACCAUCCUGAGGUAUUGCCUGAGUACCUGGAGGGCAGUUCUCCACCUGAUACGGUUGCCAUACCAACACUACUGCUGAGGCUAGCUCGAUUGGACGCUCUGUCUCCUCAGAGCUCACACUUCAGUGCUAACAUGCUCGAGUGUGUGCUGAUACUGGUGUCUAGGGGCACUGACGACAUGGUCACUAGUACCGGGUGGAGUCUGCUCACUCAACUAGUACAGGAGAACACUACAGUCACUCCACUACUGCUCAUGAAGCUUGAAGAGCUCGGUGAGAGUGGGGCAGCUGCCUCGUUACUUGGAUCAUGUGAGCACCUCCUCACUGGGUUGCUCACUGGCACACCAAACAACACCAUCUUCCUGUGGCCCUUCCUCCAGUCUCUCUUCACAAAGCAACCAGAGACUCCCCUCAGCAGUAAGAUGUUCUCAAUACUUUGUCAGCAGCUGUGUGAGGCUGCGUCUAGUGAUCAGGAAUUCAGUGACUCUGGGGUUAACAUGCUGCGAGUGCUUUGUAAACUGCAACAUUCAACAGUGCAGGUCAAAGUGCAAGACUGCAGCAAACUACUGGAGGCAUUGUUGAGAUGGGCUCUCUUUCAUCCUGCUCUUGAAGAGCCUUCUUUGUUGGAGUGUGUGAUCCAGUGCUACCAUCACCUGUUGUCCCUUCUACCCAACACCACCUCGUUCCUAACCAGCUGCUCAUCACUGGUUGCCAUGGUGAUAGCCUCGGACCAAGAGAAGCUGUCCACCAAAGAAUUACUAUCUAGACAUCUACAGUCUGCGUUGGUCUAUUCAGCACUCCACAGUCAAGUGAUGUCACAUGACACGUUCAACGUACUCUACGGCUCAUUCACCAAGCUACCCAAACGCAUUGAGAAAUCUCUUCUCCCCGUGUCCUCAUUGGAUUGUUUCUGUGAGGGGGACCUGAUAUUUUCCCCCCUGUUCAUGGACCUGCCCCCCACUGCCCUCACACCCACCCUACCAUCGUCACUAACCCCUCUCCUCUACCCGGCUCUGCUACUAAACAAUCGUCUCCUCGCUCCAACUGGUGACCAAGGUGAUGACUCAGAGCUCAUGAAGCUGGCGUCUUUACAACAGAGACUGGGGAGUGGGUGUGGCCUGCAGGAGGCGUGUGAGGGGGGUGGUGUGGAGUUGGUGCUCUCUCUAUCACUGGCAGCUACUUGUCUGACUGUAUCUCAUCUGGUAAAGAGGACUCCAUUAGAGUCUAGAGUUGGGGAGGUGCUCCGUGGAGCUGUGGAGAGGUGUGUCCAGUACACCAGUGACCACGCCCCCCACUCUCUCUCACUGUUGGUGGGGGAGGUCGUUAAGAGGGCAAGCUAUAGCGGGUCUCUAUGGUUACCCGUGGUGAAUAACAUCUUUGCCAUCCUGGGAAAAGUGUUUGAAGGGAAUCAAGACAUUUCAAUCCAAGACCUGAUGAGUGCACUGUACAAGGAGCCUGAAGGACCAAUCAUCUUCUCCGCCCUCAGGCCACUGAAGACAGAGUGGUAUCAGCAGCAGAUUGAGGAGCUGGCCACACAGAGACACAGUGACCCGUGUUUGCUGGCUGGCUGUUUGAAGCUGUUGCCAAAUAACGAAGUCCUCCUCUCCCUGGGGUCCAAGAUUAUCAUCGAGAUAGCUGAGAAACAAUCAAAUUCUGAACUUAACCUCUUUGAAAGUGUGUCUGACUCGUCAGGUGACCCAAUCUCGUACUCCAUCCUCAAGCUGUUCAACCUCCUCCUGGCUCAGGGCAAGGAACCACCCCCUGUCAGUAUGGACUUUGUACUCUGCAGCUCCGUCUCUCUCAUUGAGCUCUUGAAUGAAGUUCCUCCCAGCAGCUCCUCCUCUGUCAAUGACGCCCUCUUCACCUGUCAGCUGCUGGACACGGUUCAUCAGUUGUGUCUCCACCUCACGUCCCCUCAGGCCAGCGGGGAGCAGGCUAAAGAGUGGAGGGAGUUCUUUCAACCCUCUCUACAGAGCCAGCUGCUACCACUGUUCCUGAGGCACUCUGGUUGCUCUGUUGACCCUUGUCUGGCCUACCAGACCUUGUCUCUGAGUAGAGUGGUGUGGGCCGUGUGCUCCUCUCCGGAGGGGGUGGAGCUUGGACAACUAACGGACAUGCUUCUCUCCGCCCCCACACACCCACAGCAGCUGGCAGCAUUCAAACUAGCCGAGAGGUUGAUGGAUUCCCAUACUGUAGUGCUUGAUGAAGACACUGAGACAGAUGACGCUGGAAAUCCUCUCAAGUUGUCUCAACUCAAGGACCUUCUCUCCGGCUGUUUUGAGAGAGUUGAUAUGGACCUUGUGUUCUUUGAAGACUCCCAGCAGGGUCAGAGGUCAGAGGUCACCAGUAGACACACAGUUGCGUACUUGCUCACCUGGUUACUGGUCAUCAGAGCAAUGAGUCGCUGUGGACCUGAGUCUCGAGGGGCGCUGUCUGAGUGGCUGAAAGAGCUCUCUCUAUUUGAUCACCUCCUCCACGGUCUACUCUCCCUCUUGCCCUCCGUCCAGCGGAGGUCAGUAGUCAACCUGGAUCUAGAGGUCACACUCACUCCUAGUCUACAGCAGCUGGCUCUCAUGACGUACACUGCGGUCGCUAAGCAACUGCCCUGUAUGCUCCGACAGUGGUACCUGACCUUGAACAGACAGACCAGUGCACAAAUUGCAGCGUUCACCACUAAACACGUCAGCCCCCAUCUACAAAACACCGAGCUGGCGAGUAUCCGUGAAGCCCCGCCCAUUCACGGGAACAUGGAGGUCCGAGCGUACAGCACUGUCUCAGAGGUCUCAGUGGUGUAUAGGGUGGACGAGUUCAGUAUUGAGUUGUUCCUGCGUCUGCCUGAGUCCUACCCCCUCCAGCCACCCACGCUCAGGGAGGGCAAGAGAGUGCGUGUGGACCAGGCACAUUGGAGGAAGUGGUUACUGCAACUCAACAUCUUUGUCACUAAUCAGAAUGGCUCCCUAUUGGACGGUCUCUUGUUAUGGAAGAGUAAUCUGGACAAGCACUUCUCUGGAGUGGAGGACUGCAUGAUCUGCUUCAGUGUCAUUCACAGCUCAAACUACUCACUGCCAAAGAUGAACUGCAAAACUUGCAAGAAGAAAUUCCACUCAGCCUGUCUCUACAAGUGGUUCAACACAAGCAACAAGAGCAGCUGUCCCAUGUGUCGGAACAUUUUCUAAGACAUUCUUGCUCUAUAGUCAAUUGUGAAUGAUUAUCAUGUCUGCUUUUAUCAUAAUUAUUUAUUUUUAAUUACUCGACUAUAAGAAAUUUACAUAGUAUAUUAACGGAAAUUUAA